This is a messenger RNA of Porites lobata, 888 nucleotides long. The record is from the annotation of a GenBank genome assembly. Lineage: Eukaryota; Metazoa; Cnidaria; Anthozoa; Scleractinia; Poritidae.
AUGGCGUCCAGGUUUGAAGAUGUUACAGAUUCUGAUGUGGCGGCAUUAAAAGACGCUGCAGAAAACAUGAACACCCGUAAAAGCACAGUUAACUGGUUGAGAGUUUUUGAGAACUGGUGUGAUGAAAAUGCCCUCGACAAAAGCGCUGAGAAGCUUCCUCCUGAACCGCUGGAUAAAGUUUUUGAGCUGUUUUAUGCCUCUGUCCGUAAACAAGACGGAACCGACUACGAACCUGGCUCCUUAAAAGUAAUGCAAGCAGCACUUGACCGCCACCUGAAGGAGAAAGGGUACUCUUUGUCAAUUAUAAAGGACAGAGAAUUUUUGAGUUCUCGAAAAGUGCUAGAGGGAAAGGCGCGGAAGCUGCGAAACGAAGGUAAAGGAAAAUUGCCAAAUAAGUCACGAAGCCUAACAAGAGAGGAAGAAGAAGUGCUGUGGGAAUGCGGACAGCUUGGAAAUUCAUCUUCAAGGUCCCUCCUUUACACAAUGUGGUGGCUCCUGUCGCAGCAUCUUGGUUUACGUGGCUGCCAAGAACACUACACAAUGAAUGUGGAGGAUUUCACGCUUAAUAAAGACGACAACGCUAACGAGUUCAUAACAUUCGCAGAAGGCCCCACAAAAACACGGCAAGGAGGAUUACGACUUCAACCAAGGUCUGUACUACCUAAAGUGUUCGCAACUGGCGACUCACGAUGCCCUGUCGCACUUUUUAAGAGUUACCUGGCCAAGAGGCCUGAAGAUUUAAAGUUAUCUGGCCCUUUUUACUUGGCGUGCAUUGACAACCCCACCAAAACAGCUGUCUGGUACAAGAAAAGCCGAAUGGGUAAAAAUGCUAUUAGUAGAAUCAUGUCAACUAUGAAAGAAAACUCACCCUUACAGGGUGAGGGGUGA